AUGAAGAAAAUCAUUGAUGACAUCUGGAGGACAGGAAAAUGGCCAGCCGAAUGGGUAAUUUCAGAAUUGGUGCUCCUACCCAAGGUUUUCGGAACUCAGGACUGCACCAAAUACCGAACUGUCAGUCUCAUUAGCCACGCCUCGAAGAUUCUCCUAGAAAUUCUUCGGCAAAGGCUGCAAUACUACCUAGCACCAGAGAUUGCAGAGGAACAGUUUGGGUUCACGAGAGGCAAAGGAACCACUGAUGUCAUUCUAGCUGUCCGAAAUAUCAUUCAAAAGGUUGUUAACAAGCAAGAAGAGGAUCAAGCUUGGUUUUUGUUUAUUGAUUACACCAAAGCGUUUGACUCGUAUUUCAUGAUGCUUUGUGGAAGACCCUAA
Messenger RNA from Penaeus monodon (black tiger shrimp), 378 nucleotides. RefSeq lists its product as uncharacterized. Bases 1 to 378 code for a protein of 125 amino acids. The record is from RefSeq and is a predicted model, not a curated record. The transcript has a single exon. NCBI's taxonomy places the organism in Eukaryota, Metazoa, Arthropoda, Malacostraca, Decapoda, Penaeidae.